AUGGGGUGGAUUUUCCUGACUGCCCUGAAGGCUAAAAUGGAUUGUGCCCUGCAUGAUGCUGUGCAAGUGUGUGAACUGCGCAGAUGGGAGGAAGAGUUAGAACCAAGUAUACAUAUGCUGGAACAAGAGAUUAGUGUUCUUGUUGCCAAACCCAGUGCCUUUGACAGUGAGGUGAUAAGGGACGGUGAUGAUGAACAUGAUGAGACCAUAGGUCUGCACUUAUCAAGGCCCAUCAUGCAGCAGAAGGUGAAACAAGAAGAGCCUAUGGCCUGGGAGGGCAUCCUCUAA
This is a messenger RNA of Rangifer tarandus platyrhynchus (Svalbard reindeer), 288 nucleotides long. NCBI's taxonomy places the organism in Eukaryota, Metazoa, Chordata, Mammalia, Artiodactyla, Cervidae. The record is from the annotation of a GenBank genome assembly.